Aspergillus heteromorphus CBS 117.55 is the source of this 2415-nucleotide messenger RNA. Its product is annotated as putative RING and UBP finger domain protein. The record is from RefSeq and is a predicted model, not a curated record. The transcript is spliced from 2 exons. The coding region runs from base 49 to 2172 and encodes 707 amino acids. Gene Ontology annotation, molecular function: ubiquitin protein ligase activity; zinc ion binding. Gene Ontology annotation, biological process: Ras protein signal transduction; protein ubiquitination. Lineage: Eukaryota; Fungi; Ascomycota; Eurotiomycetes; Eurotiales; Aspergillaceae. Gene Ontology annotation, cellular component: cytoplasm.
CGACUGUCCCCGACGCGCAUCGCGCUGGAAAUCCGAGCAUCGGCCGUGAUGCCCUCUUAUUUCUACCACCUUGCGAUCGAAUUGUUUGCUCGCCCCCAGUCCGACCUCAAAGGCGCCUGUCCAGGCGUGGACAAGCACGCCACCACCUCGCUAUCUUUUGACUCCGCAUGUGAAGCUCUCCUCCCAUUCCAGAAGCGCUCACGACACUCCAGCUGGGCAAAUCGAUCCUCUCGCCAUCAAUCGAAUGGGAAAAACCAUCGCGCCUUGCAGAACCCCCCCGAGCCCCGCAGUGCAGACACUCCAUCUCCCACACCAGACACCACUACCCCUCACCUCUACACGAGCUCGCCAACCAGCGCAUCCCUCUUCGAAAAGGACUCCAGAUUCGACAAAGUCUCGAUCGAGUGCAUUGAUAUGAUCCCAUCCGAACAAGAUUCCGCGGCUACAAAGCGCACCGGCUGGCGAGAUCCACGGGACAACCCCGUCGCGACGGGCAUUGGCACCGAUAUCCUGGGUGGUCUGCGCACCAAAGGGAAAUACAUACCGCUGGACCAGAGCACGUCGGCGAGCGUUUGGGGAAUCGUACACCUUUACCGGGAUGCACAGGAGACGCCGUUUCUCAUCGAGGAUGAUUACCCCUCGUACCUGAAAGGUUCCGCUGCCGCAGCGAGACAACAAUACGAUGAGUUGGGCGGAAGUACAAAGCUGUCGCGCGCGGAGGACCAUAUGCCGGACGAGGAUUGCACGACACUCUGCAUUCUAGCUAUUCCGUCCUACAUGUCGCCGUCUGAUUUCCUGGGGUUUGUGGGCGAGGCUACGAUGAAUGACGCUAGUCACUUUCGGAUGAUCAGGACUGCUCGUGCGAAUCGGUAUAUGGUUUUGAUGAAGUUUCGGAGCGGGAAGAAGGCGAAGGAGUGGCAGAAGGAGUGGAAUGGGAAGGUGUUCAACAGCAUGGAGCCCGAAACCUGUCAUGUUGUCUUCGUGAAAACCGUCGAGAUCCAAGCCGUUCAGCCGGAACAAUCUGGCGGUUCGCAGAGCGGACUGCUUUCCCCGCACUCCGCGACGAGUCCUGUGCGCACGAAUCCAUCCUCGACUGCCCAAUCGAGCGCUCUAUCCUCAGCCACUCUUUCGACCCGACCCUUGGCACCACCUACACCCGCACUGAUCGAACUACCCACCUGCCCCGUGUGUCUGGAACGCAUGGAUGAGACCACUGGCCUGCUGACGAUUAUAUGCCAGCAUGUCUUUCACUGCACAUGCCUACAGAAGUGGAAGGGAAGUGGCUGUCCCGUGUGCCGAUACACCCAGGAUGACUUCCGACGGACCAGCCAGGGCGAGCCGUAUGGAGAUGAAUCGGCCGAAUGCAGCGUAUGCCACACGGACGAGAACCUCUGGGUCUGUCUCAUCUGCGGCUGCGUCGGCUGCGGACGCUAUGACGGAGCGCACGCCUUCGAGCAUUACAAGGAAACGGCGCACUCGUUCGCCAUGGACCUCUCCACCCAGCGCGUCUGGGACUACGUAGGGGAUGCGUAUGUCCACCGCAUCAUCCAAAGCAAAACGGACGGCAAGCUCGUGGAACUCCCCGCAGCGGACAACAGCGCGCUCGACCCGCCGGACUGGACGGACGCCGUCCCCCGAGAGAAAUGGGAGAACAUGAGCGUGGAAUACACCCAUCUACUAACCAGCCAACUCGAGAGCCAGCGUGCCUAUUUCGAAGAGGUGGUCGAGCGUGCCGUCGACAAAGCAUCCCAGGCGAGCACAGCCGCGUCUUCCGCGCAGGAAGCCAUGGAAAAAGCCACCGCGGGCCUGCAAACCCUACAGGCGCAGUGCGAGAAACUGACGAAUGAGACCAUCCCCAGCCUUGAGCGUGACAAGGCCCGGGCCGACAAGCGCGGGGAAAAGUUCGAGAUGAUGGCGCGCAAGAUGGAGAAGGAGUGGCGCGAAGAGAAAACCAUGAACCAGAGCCUGCUGGAGCGGGUCGAGCUUCUGCAGACUGAGGUUGAGGGCCUCAAAGUCGCGAAUGCUGACCUCACGGAGCAGAACCGGGAUCUCACCUUCUUCAUCAGCGGGUCGGCGCGGCUGCAGGAUCAGGGCGACGAUGUGGUGCAGGGGACGGUCAGUGUGCCUGAGCCCGAGAAGCCUAAGAAGAAGGGGAAGGGGAAGAGGAAGUAGCAUGGUGUUAGGAUCGGCUCGCUGGGUUCGAGUCCCUUGGUCUCUUUAUGGGGCUUGGUGAGGUUGUGUCGCAUGCACAGACUGCCUACCUGCAACAUACUGACUGGGUUUUGCUUGCUGACUCGAAUCACUCAGGUAGCAUACAGAGUAAUCGCAUACUUGAAUAAACCAAUAAGUCAAUAAAAAAACCCCGAAUUUCCCUAAUGCAAUGCAAACGUAACCCGUCUAUGUAUCAUACAAUCG